UCCAUGUAGCGUUUCAUGUGACAGUGGGUCUCGCACAAUGUCAAGGUCGCGGACGUGCAAUAACCCGGCACCGGCAUAUGAUGGCAAGGACUGUGAGGGCAGUUCCACUGAGUCCAAGACAGAAUCUUGUAACAAGCAACAGUGUCCAGUUGACGGAGGUUGGACUAAGUUUGGAAAUUGGGUGCCAACUGAGUGCUCUGUUUCCUGUGGUGUUGGUGGGGAGCGGUCAUUAUCCAGAUCGAGAACGUGCACAAGUCCUAUGCCUAACUACGGCGGGAAACCAUGUGCAGGCGUUUCUACUGAGUCAAAGAAGGAAUCAUGUAACUCUAACCCAUGUCCAAUUGAUGGAGGUUGGACCAAAUUUGGAAAUUGGGUGGCAGCCGAGUGUUCUGUUUCUUGUGGUGGUGGGGAGCGGUCAUUAUCCAGAUCGAGAAAGUGCACAAGCCCUAUGCCUAACUACGGCGGAAAACCAUGUGUAGGCGUUUCUACUGAGUCAAAGAAGGAAUCAUGUAACUCUAACCCAUGUCCAAUUGAUGGAGGUUGGACCGACUUUGGAAAUUGGGUGGCAGCCGAGUGUUCUGUUUCUUGUGGUGGUGGUAAGCGGUCAUUAUUCAGAUCGAGAACGUGCACGAAUCCUACACCGCAAUACGACGGGAAACCAUGUGAAGACGCUUCUAUUGAAUGGAAGAAAGGACCAUGUAACUCCAACCCAUGUCCAAUUGACGGAGGUUGGACUGAAUUUGAAGAGUGGAUUCCAACCACGUGUUCGCUUUCCUGCGGUGAAGGUCAGAGGUCACUAUCCAGAUCAAGAACGUGUACGAACCCUCCACCGCAAUACGACGGGAAAGCAUGUGAAGGCUUCGACAGCGAAACAAACACCGAGACCUGCAACAGCAACCCUUGUCCAAUCGAUGGUGUUUGGUGCGACUUUAACGAACUUGCUUGGACUUCAUGCUCAGCGCAAUGUAGCAAGACAGGGACGCAGACGCGAGCCUGCGAUUGCCCGCCAGCCCAACACGGGGGUGCCCCGUGUGACGGAAGCGACACUUAUACCGAGACAAUGGAUUGUUAUGAGGGGGCAUGUCUUGUCCAAACCUGUGAUGCCGCUGCUAAGCCGAGUUCCUCCUUGCCAAGGAAUUGCGGAGAGUACGUGAGAUGCGACACCAACCCCGAGCCCCUAGUGAUGCCCUGUCCAGCUGGCCUUCAUUUUGAUGACGCCACAGGCGUUUGCGUAGCGGGAGAUUGUGGAGAGAUAGCUGAAGACGAAGUUGAUUCCCCAUGUAACUCGGACAACAACGGAGCCUUCGUGGCGGAUGACGUAGACUGCACCGUGUUCUACCAGUGUUCGAACGGAGUCGCCAUACCGAUGUCGUGUCCUGCCGGCACAAUGUGGGACGCGUUACUUAAAACGUGCGUGAAUGGAAAUUGCCAGGUUGAAGUAGACGAUGAUGUCGAAGAUGAAAAAGAGGACGGUGCCGCAUGCGCAAACAGCGACACUGGAACGCUGCUUCCGGAUCCGGAGGAUUGCCACAAGUAUAUUAUGUGCGCAAACAAAAAAGACGAAUCUAGGUCAUGUGGGUCCUUGGUCUUUGACCCAAACAUAUCCGUUUGCAAUUGGGAAAGUGUUACAAACCCGUGUACUACCAAACCAUAGAUGCACGAGCGCAGACAGUGAAAUGUAAUAAAUAUACUUCAUGCAAGCUAAUGUUUCGCGAAGCUUCGUGAAUUUUACAUAGAAUCCUUGUUCUUACUGUAUUGUUGAGCAUAGAAUAUUCCAUUAUACAGAAUAUUGAUAAUGCAAUUGCUCUCGUUUCUAAACUAUAUCACAUAUAUUGUAUACAUACAUCUCUCUGUAAAUAAAAGUAUAUUUUAAUAA
Messenger RNA from Mizuhopecten yessoensis (Yesso scallop), 1876 nucleotides. RefSeq names its product coadhesin-like. Gene Ontology annotation, molecular function: chitin binding. NCBI's taxonomy places the organism in Eukaryota, Metazoa, Mollusca, Bivalvia, Pectinida, Pectinidae. The transcript has 8 exons. The record is from RefSeq and is a predicted model, not a curated record. Gene Ontology annotation, cellular component: extracellular region. Bases 38 to 1654 code for a protein of 538 amino acids.